AUGUCGUCCUCAGCCCACUUUCCUGAUUCCGACAGCUUCCAGCGUCAGUCAGAUGAGUUUAUCACAUGGCUUGCUGGAAAUCCGGGUGUGAGACUCAAUUCGAAAAUCAGUAUCGCUGAUCUACGGUCAAAAUCUGCUGGAAGAGGUGUAGUGGCUCGUUCCGAUAUCUUCGACGGCGAAGAGCUUUUCUCCAUCCCCCGCGGACUCGUUCUGUCGGCACAGAAUUCGAAGUUGAAGGAUCUGCUCUCACACGAUCUGGAGGAGCUCGGCCCAUGGCUGUCCCUUAUUCUGGUGAUGAUGUACGAGUAUCUCUUAGGAGAACAAUCUGCCUGGGCGCCGUAUUUUAAAGUUCUUCCCAAGAGCUUUGACACGCUGAUGUUCUGGUCCCCUUCUGAACUUCAGGAGCUGCAAGGCAGUGCAAUCGUUAGCAAGAUCGGGAAAGAGGGCGCCGAAGACUCGAUCAUGCAGAUGAUCGCACCGGUUGUGAGGGCCAAUACCUCUCUCUUUCCGCCAGUUGAGGGCCUAGCCUCCUGGGACGGUGAAGCGGGUUCCCAGGCCCUUCUGGGUUUAGCUCAUAUCAUGGGGUCCCUUAUUAUGGCGUACGCAUUUGAUAUUGAGAAGGUCGAGGAUGAAGACGAUGAGGACAAUGACGAAGAAGACGGUUACGUGACCGAUGAUGAACAGGAUCAGUCUUCUAAAGGCAUGGUACCACUGGCAGACAUCCUCAACGCGGAUGCGGAUCGAAAUAAUGCACGCCUCUUUCAAGAGGAGGAUUCUUUGGUCAUGAAAGCCAUCAAGCACAUUCAGGCUGGAGACGAGAUUUUCAACGACUAUGGAGAAUUACCCCGUGCCGACCUUCUAAGGCGCUACGGCUAUGUAACCGACAACUAUGCUCCGUACGAUGUGGUCGAACUGUCGCUUGACCAGAUCUGCCGGUCUGCCGGUCUUCAAAGUGCGGACAUUGAAAGUCAGCCUCCGCUUGCCUUUUUGGAAGAUCUGGAACUCCUCGAUGACGGAUAUGUCGUUCCCAGACCGUCGCCCGAGAACUCGCUGCUGACAGACAUCCUUCCGGAUGAGCUUCUCUUGUUGCUCAAGACGCUCACACUCUCACCGGAGCAACUAGAGCAUCAGAAAUCGAAGAGCAAACCCCCCAAGCCGUCUUUUGGCCACGCUGAAGCUGCUAUUCUGCUAAAGACCAUCCAGCUCUUGGGAAGCCAAUACCCCACAACCAUUGCCCAGGAUGAGGAGGUCCUUUCGCGGCUAAUUCAAUCUGAAGCAUCUCAGCCCCUGAACCAAUCCGACCGACGACAGAAGAUGGCUAUACAGGUUCGCCUGGGUGAAAAAUAUAUCUUGCAAACUCUGGCCGACAUACUUGACGAAGUCAUCACGAAGUCCGCUCAGUCCAACGGAGGGUCCAGUCUCAAACGAAGUGCCAACGGCGACUGUGGAGAUUCCAGGAAAACAAAAGCUCCCAGGAACUGA
Molecule: messenger RNA, 1482 nt
Organism: Aspergillus udagawae
Lineage: Eukaryota; Fungi; Ascomycota; Eurotiomycetes; Eurotiales; Aspergillaceae
Product: ribosomal lysine N-methyltransferase
Exons: 4
Coding region: 1-1482 (493 amino acids)
Biological process (GO): peptidyl-lysine monomethylation
Cellular component (GO): nucleus
Molecular function (GO): protein binding; protein-lysine N-methyltransferase activity
Source: RefSeq, a predicted model, not a curated record